This is a messenger RNA of Octopus sinensis (East Asian common octopus), 1924 nucleotides long. RefSeq lists its product as uncharacterized. The coding region runs from base 281 to 1216 and encodes 311 amino acids. Gene Ontology annotation, molecular function: Wnt-protein binding; serine-type endopeptidase inhibitor activity. The record is from RefSeq and is a predicted model, not a curated record. NCBI's taxonomy places the organism in Eukaryota, Metazoa, Mollusca, Cephalopoda, Octopoda, Octopodidae. The transcript has 8 exons. Gene Ontology annotation, biological process: canonical Wnt signaling pathway; negative regulation of canonical Wnt signaling pathway; non-canonical Wnt signaling pathway.
CAAAGCACGAAAAUAAAAAAAAUAAGUAUAUAUAUAUAUAUAUAUAUAUACAUACAUAUAUAUAUGUAUGUAUUCACACGAUUAUUCCCAUAUUUAUAUAUGUAUUUUAUGCAUGUCUAUAUAAAUGUUCAGGUGUCUUGGAAAUUCUCUUCGGAUUAAUCACCUUUAACAACUCUUUGCCUCGCCUCGCCUUUCUUCGGUUUUAUCAUUACCUCACCAAUGUGGGAAACUAUUCAGCGCCAAUUAACCAUAAUUGUGAUGUAAUGGUCAGCAACAGGAAAUGACGUCACUGGGAUGGAAGCUGUUUCUCUUAAUGAUGGUGUUCUCCAACAGUUGCCAUGGUCUACCCCCAGAGUGUAACCGGCAAUACAUCUUUGGAGACAUGCGAUGUGACUGGUGGAUAGGAGGCCCUCGGGACGCCUGGAUGUACGAUAAAUCUUCUCGCACCUGUCGACAAAUCCCUUUUCACACUUGUCCCUUGUAUGAAAAUCGAAUUGCAGAGGUUACCUUCAUUUCUCUCUCCCGUUGCGAAAAAAAGUGUAUCAAAUGCGAUACAAAAGUGAUCUACGCUGACAUGCGGUGCGACUCAUUCGAAGGCAAAUUCAGACAGAUAUGGUUUUAUGAUAACCGACGCAACGUAUGCCGUACUACAAUGUUUUACACCUGUUCUAAAUACUUACACAGAGUUGCAGACGUCGCGUUCAUUCGUAAAAUAGACUGUGAAAAUUACUGCCAACGAGGUUCAUUCAUGCCUUUGGUGAACAAAGAACUCUUUGCAGUUCGGAUUCACUUCUACAUAACCAUGCUGAAAAUUAUACUGGACACUACGGAAGUCAGCAUAUCUACCGGAAGUAUUGAGGAGACGGCACCCAUUACAGCUCGCUGCCAACCGUUGGUGUUUCAUCCCUGUAUAUCUUUAGGUUAUUCUCAGACAUUUUUCCCAAAUCUGUUUGGUGACGAUAACCAGACUGCUGCUCGGCAACGCUUUCGAACCGUAGUUGAACCUUUACUGGAUCGAAGAUGUUCCAAACAACUGUUGGGUUUCUAUUGCGGCCUCAUCUUUCCGAAAUGCACAGGUCGAAUUCCUGUGUUUCCUUGCAGAGAUUUGUGUGUUGAUGUAUGGAAAGGAUGCGGUGAGGAACCUACUCUAGGAUUGUGUAACCAUUUGGUGGAAGAUAAACCACAUUGUUUCCGCCCUCGACCAACAUCAGCUUGAAAUGUAAUUUCUGCUCAGCGAUCUCGUCUGCAUAAAAUAUGAAUUAUCAGAUGGUGACAAUAUUAUAGUCCAGUCUCGCCAGGAAUGAAUUUAAAAAAUGUUUAUGCAUCGAUGUCCUUUCAAAAUAAAGCAUAUGAAGUUCUGAGAAGAUGUCCAUGGUAGAAGAACGUUGAAGUGGGUGUUUUACCGCAUGUGAUUUGGCACCUAACAGUAAUGAGUUCAAGUUCCACAGAAGUCGACUUUGUUUUCAUUUCACUUUGAGAUGGAUGAGGAUCGAUAAAUUAGUACCAGGUAUAUAUGAAGUGAACAAUUUGAUCGUAUAUAUUAUAUGUAUAUUUCCAUUCCAUUGAGUACUUUUCGAUUCUUUACUGAAUGAAACGUUGGUAUGGCUUGUAAAUUUAGAUAUGGACGAAAUUUGAAUCCAGAAUACAAAGAACCAGAACAGAUAUCGAUAUUCUACCAAUUCCACUGUUUUUCCAUCUUGGAGAGGUACUUUAUUUAUCAAACUAAAAAAUAGGAAAAGCAAAGUUGACCUCAGCUGGAUUUGAACUCAGAGCGCACGCAUAGAACCAAAAUGAAUAUCCAUUCGAAGCUCAAAUAGCCCUGCCAAUUUGCAAUGCGUACGUAUGUAUGUAUGUAUGUAUGUAUGUAUGUAUGUAUGUAUGUAUGUAUGUAUGUAUGUAUGUAUGUUUGUAUGUAUGUAUGUAU